Molecule: messenger RNA, 318 nt
Organism: Entamoeba histolytica HM-1:IMSS
Lineage: Eukaryota; Evosea; Mastigamoebida; Endamoebidae
Exons: 1
Coding region: 1-318 (105 amino acids)
Molecular function (GO): protein binding
Source: RefSeq, a predicted model, not a curated record
AUGAACAGUAAAAUUUGGGAGAGAGUAAGUCAAUAUCAUUGGAAAGAUGAAGAAAAGAACAUUUUAGAACUGACUAAUGUCAUCACCAAUUCAGUCAAAACACACUCUGUUCAAAACACCACCAGAAAACCAACGAAUGUAUUUCAUGGAAGAGUUGUUUAUAGUUACAACCCACAAAAUGAAUAUGAAUUGAAAUUAGAAAAAGGAGAAUGGAUCACAGUUAUUUCUACUGAUGGAGAAUGGUGGGAAGGAGAAAGUAAAGGGAAAAUAGGAAUAUUUCCAUCUCAUUAUGUUGAAAGAGAUGUUAAAAUCAACUAA